UGUGCGCUACAGUAGUACCGGAGGAUGAACACGGACAGCGGCUGCACGGUGGCUCCCCUCCCUGGCAAAAGCAGCCGGGGAGAAAGCUGAACUGGGGGAUGGUUAAUAUGCAGAAGAGGCUUUUCCUCAUCGAUAGCUAAACGGGAUAUAAGGAGUGCAAAGAUGACUGAGGGCAGACUUUGCCAAGUGCAGCUGCUGGAUGACAGGAAGCUGGAGCUGCUGGUUCAGCCUAAGCUGCUGUCGUACGAACUCCUCGACUUGGUUUCCUCCCACUUCAACCUCAAAGAGAAGGAAUUCUUUGGACUGGCAUUUUUUGAUGACAAUGGUCAGCGUAAAUGGUUGCAGAUGGACCGCAGAGUUCUCGAACAUGACUUUUCAAAGAAGUCUGGGCCCAUUGCCCUCAACUUCCUGGUCAGGUUUUACGUAGAAAACAUAACACAGCUUAAGGACAUCAUAACAGUGGAGUUAUUCUUCCUGAAUGCAAAAUCUGCUGUCUACAAUGAGAUUAUAGAAGUGGAAAGUGAGAACGUCUUCAAAUUAGCUGCAAAUGCUUUGCAGGAGGCGAAGGGAGACUACACAAGUGAUGAAAACACUCGAGCUGACUUGAAGAAACUUCCAACUCUUCCCACCAAAGUACUCAAGGAACACCCAUCACUUGCAUACUGUGAGGAUCGAGUAAUUGAAUAUUACAAACAGCUGAAAGGAGUCUCCCGAGGACAGGCCAUUGUGCAGUAUUUGACGUUGGUGGAAUCGUUGCCCACAUAUGGUGUGCAUUAUUAUGAAGUUAAGGAUAAACAAGGGAUCCCGUGGUGGCUUGGAAUCAGCUAUAAGGGCAUUGGCCAGUAUGACCUGCAGGAUAAAUUAAAACCUCGAAAGCUUUACCAGUGGAAACAGCUGGAAAACUUGUACUUCCGGGAGAAGAAAUUUGCUGUAGAAGUUAAUGAUCCACACAGGAGAGCAGUAACCAAGCGCACCUUUGGGCAGACGGGCCUACUCAUACACACGUGGUAUGCCAGCCAUUCUUUGAUCAAAACCAUUUGGGUCAUGGCUAUCAGCCAGCACCAGUUCUACUUGGACAGAAAGCAAAGCAAAACUAAAUUAGGAACAGCAAGAAGUGUAGAGGAAAUUGCCAUGGAUCUCACAGAGCACGGAGGAGCAAAAAUAAACAGACUGGGAGAUGCUGGCCUGAAAAAUAACUUAAUAACAGCCAGCAAUGGAAGCCUGGUGUCUACAGGUUCCGCAGACUCUGAAAUGAGUGAAGAACAGAAGAAAGAGAAACUGUCUGAGCUGAGAAAAAAAGAGCAGGAGAUCCAAGAUAUUUUGGCGAAGAAAACAAAAGAACUGAAGAAGAUUUGUCUUAGAGAGGCGGAGCUCACUGGCAAGCUGCCAAAAGAGUAUCCCCUCUCUUCAGGUGAAAGACCGCCACACGUCAGACGGCGAGUUGGCACUGCUUUCAAGUUAGAUGAACUUUUCCCUUACAAUGAGGAUCCCUUCCUGAGGAACCUGGAGAGCAGAUUUGCCCUGCAGCAAAAGAUUGUGGAGGCAGCUAAAAAGCUUGCAAAUGAGCCAGAACUGUGCAAAACAGUCAAGAAGAAGAGGAGGAGAAACUGUUUAGAUGCCAUGCACAAACUCCAGCAGAUAGAGGAUGAGAUGAACCAGUACAGAAUCAAGAAGGGAAAGAAGCCCACACAGCGGGCCUCAGUGAUCAUUGCAGAUGAACUCGUCCGCUCAGACUGCAGCUCGCUGUCUAGUCUCCCACUGGAUGAUGAUGACUCAGAUGGUGUCAGUCAGAGGCCACGGUCACGGUCGGUGCAAGGUUCCCCUCAACUCAGUCCGAUGCGAUCGCUGGGAGCCGAAUAUGAUGUGGAAAGACAGGGAUCUCCAAGAGAAAUUCACCAUAGCAAGAACCACAGCAGAUUAGCUUUUGAAGGCCAGGAGGCUUCCCACUACUACCAGAAUCCAAGAGAGGUCUCCUCCACCCACAGUAGUCCCUAUAAAACCCUUCCCAGACCUCCUAGAGAUCCACGCAGCAUGCCUCCCACCCCGGUUAUGACCCGCAAUGCCUACAGCAGCAGCCAGCUCAGGUCGGAGGGGUCUUCUCAUUGCUUCAGGCAUCGCAGUGGAAGUCUGGAGUCACAGCCCCAUCUAAGAAAAGACACAGACUCAGAGAAGCCCGUCUUUAUCUUGUCACCAGCCCACCGCAGCAACAGCACAGAGGUGUUAGAGGAUUGCUCAUCCUACACCAGCCAGUCCAGUCUGGACUACUGCGGGGCGGCCAACUCCCACUACAGUACACUAGACUCCCGAACCUCAACCAUGCAUCGUCUCCACAGGAAGGUGGAAGUGUAUGGAAAUACUGGGAGUAUGCCCAAUUUGGUCCAGCACCAUUCUGGUUGUAGUUAUUCAUGUGAGACCUCAGCACACUAUGCACCCAGUGCCUACUAUGUCGCUGGCUACCCCUGCCCGGACAUGGAGCCUUACGCUAAUGGUGCCUAUGUGUAUGAAAAUGAUGUAGAGGGCCACUACAACGUCAACCCUUCCUACCAAAUAAAUGGGUUUCACGGACAUGACAGAUUCAGGCAUUACAGCAGUGACCGGGCAGAUAGUAUUUCCCAGAAUCCCUACGCAACUGUGAGGCCGCCGCGGAACAGAGAGGGGCCGAGAAAUGAGCUGCUGGCCAAGAACAUGCAGAAGGCCCUGGUGGCGGAGCAUCUGAAAGGCUGGUACCACCGAAGCAAGGGUCACAGGGAAGGAGGGAGGGGGAUGUUGACUGGAUAUGACUUCGACAGUGGCUCUCAGCUCAGCCUGGGCUACCAGACCAUGCCAGCCGCCUUCAGCCACUCCAGCAGAACCACCUCCUUUUCAUCAGUGUCCUCAGUGGAGAGCACAGGCAACUGGCGCAACCAGCUGGCAGUCGGCCUGACAGAGUACGAGUCACCCGACACACCUCAGUACCCACACCCAGGAGCUCCUGCUUCUCCGUACAACCGCAGUCCCACACACAACAGAUUUCACCUGGAUGGAAGCUACAUGAGCAUCCGCUGAAGAGGACCAAACCAAACAUUGGCACAAAAGCCAUGGUCAGCAGCACAUGAAGGGGAUGAAGUUGAAACACAGGCUGUACACAUGUUGCCAUAACCAUGUCUUGGGAGAUGUUCAUCUGUUUUGGCAGAGUCUAUGUGUACGCUGUCCUCAUGUUAAAGUAACCUCUGAACACAGUGAUGACACUCUUGAAUGACUUUCCCAUGUGCCUUGGAUUGGAUGAAUUGUACAGGCAGAUGAGAAUGUGUCAAGAAACUUUAAGGUGUUGCACAACCACACUGGAUUCAAACCCUAUUGUGUUUUAAAUAUGAAAAAAGAGACAACAUGUGUUUUUACUGAACUCCAUGUAUUUUAACAAGAACUAGCUACUGCCUUAUACAAAACAGUAGGUUAUAGAAUAAAGAUGAUUUUCACCACUUUCAUCUCAUUAAGUAUGAUAAAAUAAUAAUUACAUAUUUCAUCCAAAUUGAAAACAAAGCUUGAACAUGUUCACAGUGUGACAUGACAAGAACUGAAUUGAUCAUUCAUUAGAGCAGACUGUGUCUUCGAUGAAUUUCCAUUUCUUACUUUCUUUAAACUUUGAAUCAGAAUGUAUUAUGUCAAUAUUGUUUAUAGAAUCAUUUGUCUUUCUUGGUGCCGUAAUGUGUUUUAAAAUGCAUGGUAAGAAUAUUGAUUUUUUUUUUUAAAUAAGAACUUGUUUUUAUAUUAACAGACCACUGCCGUAAAAUCCAUAUUCAUGUCUUGUUGUUUGUUUUUUCACACAUUUGUACAGUCAGUGUGUAGUUAUAUGUUGUUAGAUGUUGUCAUAAAAUAUUUUCCACUGGGAACAAGGAUGUGAAUAAAUACAUGUGUGACACAUAAA
Molecule: messenger RNA, 3904 nt
Organism: Morone saxatilis (striped sea-bass)
Lineage: Eukaryota; Metazoa; Chordata; Actinopteri; Moronidae
Product: FERM domain-containing protein 4B-like
Exons: 23
Coding region: 163-3045 (960 amino acids)
Biological process (GO): establishment of epithelial cell polarity
Cellular component (GO): cytoskeleton; bicellular tight junction; adherens junction
Source: RefSeq, a predicted model, not a curated record